AUGAGGUACAAGCCAGGACAAUGGCUUUUCCUGAACUGCCCGGAAGUCAGCUACCACCAGUGGCAUCCAUUUACGAUCACUUCCUGCCCCAACGAUCCCUACAUCUCUGUCCACGUCCGUCAGGUCGGUGACUUCACUCGCGCUCUUGCUGAUGCCCUUGGUGCCGGUCAAUCGCAAUCCAAGCUCUAUGACGAGCUCGACCCCAUGGGCAUGUACGAGAUCGCGCUUCAGCACGGCCAAAAGAUGCCUAGCCUCAAGAUUGACGGACCCUACGGAGCCCCCGCAGAAGACGUUUUCGAGAACGAAGUCGCCGUGCUCAUCGGUACCGGUAUCGGUGUGACACCCUGGGCGUCUAUCCUCAAGUCCAUCUACCACCUCCGCCUCAGCCCCAACCCGCCCAAGCGUCUCCGCCGUGUCGAAUUCAUCUGGGUCUGCAAAGAUACUUCUUCCUUUGAGUGGUUCCAAACGCUGCUCUCCUCCCUCGAAGCGCAAUCCCUGGGCGGCGCCGACGGCGACCAGUUCCUACGCAUCCACACCUACCUCACACAGAAGAUGGACGCGAACACCGCACAGAACAUUGUUCUCAACUCCGUCGGCACUGACAAGGAUCCUUUGACCGAACUCAAGUCGCGGACAAACUUUGGUCGUCCCGACUUCCAGCGCUUGCUGAGCGGCAUGCGCGAUGGCAUUCUGGACCGCACCUACAUGAACGGUCUCGAGAGCACGCUCAGGACGGAAGUCGGAGUGUACUUCUGCGGACCCAACGUCGCAGCGCGGGAUAUCAAGAAGGCGUGUAAGAUGGCCACGUGCCAGGAGGUUAACUUCAAGUUCUGGAAGGAGCAUUUCUAA
Parastagonospora nodorum SN15 is the source of this 849-nucleotide messenger RNA. RefSeq lists its product as hypothetical. Gene Ontology annotation, cellular component: plasma membrane; NADPH oxidase complex. Gene Ontology annotation, molecular function: superoxide-generating NAD(P)H oxidase activity. Gene Ontology annotation, biological process: defense response; superoxide anion generation. The record is from RefSeq and is a predicted model, not a curated record. The coding region runs from base 1 to 849 and encodes 282 amino acids. Lineage: Eukaryota; Fungi; Ascomycota; Dothideomycetes; Pleosporales; Phaeosphaeriaceae. The transcript has a single exon.